This is a messenger RNA of Gambusia affinis (western mosquitofish), 3942 nucleotides long. It is a transcript of the gene sphk2, whose product is annotated as sphingosine kinase 2. The transcript has 8 exons. Lineage: Eukaryota; Metazoa; Chordata; Actinopteri; Cyprinodontiformes; Poeciliidae. The record is from RefSeq and is a predicted model, not a curated record. Gene Ontology annotation, cellular component: membrane; intracellular membrane-bounded organelle; cytoplasm. Gene Ontology annotation, biological process: sphingosine biosynthetic process; positive regulation of apoptotic process; sphinganine-1-phosphate biosynthetic process. The coding region runs from base 1217 to 3913 and encodes 898 amino acids.
UGAGCAUUCAUCAGUUGCCUGAUAACAAAUGACUGGAGCCGGAAGUGGCGGUCUGCUGAUGAUUGGAGAAUGUCGGUGGGUGUCUCAAUGUUUUCCUUGCCGUCAUUGGGUUUCCUCUCCGCCGCUCAGACCUGCUGCUGCCUCGGCUCCAGACACUUCCUGCUCCGACUCAGUUUUCGCAGUCCUGAAGAGGGGGACAGGAUGAGGAGCAGAGACAUUUGGGAGGGAACGUGACUCCUGGGGCUUCACUUAAGGACAUUAAGAUGACAUGAACUAAGGACUCACCUGGAACUGAUUCCUUUGUGUAUUUGCUUUGUUCCUCUUUUUUUAUGUUUAGUUUGCUUAUUCCGUGUGUUUGUUUUUUGUCGGGUGUCAUUCGGAGGAGUGUAUCCUACGACGAAUCUUUAAUUUAUCACACUACCGUCCUGAAAGCGUAAUUUUUGUCACUCCUCCUGCUUGUGUCGUAUGUAAUCUCUUGAGAUUUCAGAUAGCAAUAGAAGUUUCAAAGGUCUCAGAAAAGCUGCACUCAUCAUAUCUUUGGGGCAUUCAUCAGGCUGCAGGCUGCAUUCGACAUGCAACAUACUUUAAAGAAUCGCUGCACAUUAGUUUAAUGACCUCCUUUCAUGGGAAAGGUGUAUUUUGCUUCUUGUCUUAUUGAUACUUUAUUGAUGUAUAAGUUACUUCUUUUGAGAGGUUCAGUUUUGUACCUUUGUGUGAUUAUUUAAAGAUUACUGAUUAAUUAGCUGCUCUGCUGCCUUGUUUUGCUGAGACCAAAGGCAGCUUCAAACUGAAAUGUAAACUUUUUGUACUUAUGCAAUUUCUUUGUUUCUGAUUGACUGAGUUUCCCGUUCAAGUGUUGAAGUAUUGCUUGUCCAGUUUUUAAUUGGCAGGAUACUGUUGGAGCUGACAGCUUAGAUUUGAUUGCUUUUUUUCCUCAUCUUCACUGGAUUAUUUCUUUUGAAAAUGACUCUUUAUACUGGAAGAAGUUUGCUUUUCAAAUGAAGACCCAAUCGGAAGGUUUUUUUUUUUUUUUUUAUUUUGUUGCCUGCAUGAAGAAUAAUCUUAAAGUGAUUUCAGGGAUGAAGUUCUUUUCUGACACAUUUUAAUUUUUCUUGCACAUCUGGAAGAACUGACAGUUCUCUGAGCUUCUGGUUCCAGAAGCUCGUACCGUUUGCUUCGUCAGACUGGCAGACGUCGUCCGUUCCAAAAAAAGAGGAUGCGCUCCCCAGAUUCCUCUUCACCUUCUCCAGAAGAAGCCCUCCUUCACGGACAGUUUGCCAGCUGGGAAUCUGGCAGUAACUGCGGCAGCAGCUGCAGCUGCCCGGAGAACUCUGGAAGCUCAGGAGGGCUUUCCCCCGCCACCUCACCAGCUCUGAGUCCGGCGUCCAACUAUGCCUUGACCCUCACCCACACCUACAUUCACAUUCAGCGACUCUCGUCGCGGCCCGGGAAGGAAGCCCGUCUCCUGCUGCCUUUGUCUGAGCUGGUGGGGUGCAGCUGCCCUCGCGCUCCUGCGCCGCCGCUGCUUGUGCUGUAUUGGUAUCCGCCAGGGAAACGGAGGAAGGGGGUGUCCAGGCGCAGGCAGGUGAAGGCGUACCUGGCGGAAAGCCGGCCUGAAGCUGAGAGGUGGUCGGCCGCUAUUCAGUGUUUGCUCAGAGAAGUGCCAGUCACAGCUAAUACAGAGUUUUCCAGAAGUCUGCUACCUCGUCCCAGGCGACUACUGUUAUUGGUCAAUCCGUUCAGUGGAAGAGGCCAGGCGAUGCAGUGGUGUCAGACCCACAUCCUGCCAAUGAUUAAGGAGGCCAACAUCAGCUACAACCUCAUACAGACGGAGCGUCGGAACCACGCGAGAGAGCUCAUCAGAGAUAUAUCGCUCCCAGAGUGGGACGGCAUCGUCAUUGUUUCUGGAGACGGCCUGAUGCAUGAGGUGAUUAAUGGACUGAUGGAGCGUCCAGACUGGGAACAAGCAAUAAAGACACCUCUUGGCAUUCUGCCCUGCGGCUCUGGGAAUGCACUGGCUGGCUCCAUCAACCACUACGCAGGGUAUGACAUGUGCCUUCGAGAGCCACUCCUCUUAAACUGCUGCUUCUUGCUCUGUCGAGGCGGCGUCCGACCCCUGGACCUGGUCUCUAUAACAAUAAGCCCUCUGCCCUCCAAAAACAGCCAUGCUGCAGCACCCAGGAGACUGUUUUCCUUCCUUUCUGUCGCCUGGGGCUUUGUAUCUGAUGUCGACAUCGAAAGUGAAAGGUAUCGUGGUUUGGGGUCAGCUCGCUUCACUUUGGGCACUUUGGUGCGCAUAGCUUCUCUUCGAUCGUACAAGGGCCGUCUAUCCUACAUGCCUCCCUCUGUAGUUGCCACAUCUUCAAAUGGGACACCUCCGCCCAGGAGACCCCUCUCCCGCAGCAUUACUGAAGGCCUGGAUGGAUUCUGCAAAACACCCAUCCAUCGCACUUGCUCCGACAUGGGUAUCAGUGAGCAGAGGAGCCUCUUGCGCAGAGGUGAGAUUGAAAGAGAGGAGAGGCAGAGAGAGAGGACAAGGAGACGACAGAGGGGUAGAGGUAAAGGAACUGGUGUGGUGAGAGCCAGCAGUCUGGCAGAAGACAGAGAGAAGGAGGGGCAGAUGGAGAUGGAAGCUGAAGAAAAGUCCGGAAACUGUUCAGAGAUGUCCGGAGCGAGUUCUGCGUCAAAUGAACGAGAUGAAUCCAAUAUGGGAAGAGAUGAAAGGCUGGCAGGGAUAAGGGACGAAAGGGAAGACGAGGAAACAUCAGAGCCAGACUCUUGUGAAAUGUUGGAGGAUGACGAUGAGAGGGACGAGGAAGGCAGUGGCGGUUCUCUGGAGGCGGACGGAGUGUUGCGAGCCAGGGAGUUGGGGGAGAGCUACGGGGUGGACAUGGGAAGAGAGGCACAGGAAGAGCCUGGAGAUGAGCUCUCUAGCCAGGACAGUCUUCAGAACACCAGAGAGUUGGUGAGAAAGAACUCGGCUCCUUCAAGCCAGAUAGCCGACACUCUGCUGAGCCAGCCUCUCAGUCAAGAAUCCAGCACAGAUUCUGGGAUUUCUUAUGGCAUGGAGGACAUGGAUCUGAACGAAACAUUAUUCCAAAAACAGUCUUACUCUCUGGAUGUGGCUCGGGAGCGAUCUCUCACCAUCUCCUCCCCUUUCCGUCACAAUCCCUUCUCCUACAAGCAGAAAGUUCUGGACCAAAACCAAAACACGUCCCGUCCACGGCCCCAUUCACUCCUCCAGCACUCCAGCUCCAACUCCCUCCCUCCUAAAAUGACUCCCCCCUCCUUUUCUCCCACACCACCCUCUUCCCCUUCCUGUUCCUCCCCACACUCAUCAUCCUACCUCACCCCCCGUCCUAACACCCCUAACUCCACCUUGAACUCUCCCUCAUUCCAAAUGCCGUCCUCGUCUUUUAACUUUGACCUUAAUGAACCAGCAGGACUUCUAAGGAACCGUCCGUUUGUCUCGCUGCCUUUCGAUGUGCCAAGAGACGACUUGUUACCGCCACUCGAUCAGCCGCUCCCCACCAGAGAUUGGGUCACCAUUGAAGGGGACUUUGUCUUGGUGUUGGCCCUUUACCAGACCCACCUCGGGGCUGACCUCCAUGCUGCACCUCAGGCCAGAUUUGACGACGGCCUGAUCCACCUGACCUUUGUCCGGGCCGGCAUCUCCAGAGCCACGCUUCUCAGACUGUUCUUUGCCAUGGAAAAAGGAAACCACCACUCGUUCAGCUCGCCGUACGUGAGCCACGUAACCUGCAAGGCCUUCAGGCUGCAGCCGCUGUCUCCGCGGGGAACCCUCACUGUGGACGGGGAACUUGUGCCCUACGGGCCACUACAAGCGCAGGUUCAUCCGUCCAUGGCCCGCCUCGUUGUUGGAGACACUGGAGUAAAGAUUACCAGACUUUAAUAGGGGAUUAUGGAUAUAUAUAUAUAUAU